Pomacea canaliculata is the source of this 3641-nucleotide messenger RNA. Its product is annotated as nephrocystin-4-like. Gene Ontology annotation, cellular component: cytoskeleton; ciliary base; ciliary transition zone. The record is from RefSeq and is a predicted model, not a curated record. Lineage: Eukaryota; Metazoa; Mollusca; Gastropoda; Architaenioglossa; Ampullariidae. Gene Ontology annotation, biological process: negative regulation of canonical Wnt signaling pathway; protein localization to ciliary transition zone.
CCAUGGUGACGACCAGCGCUAAGAAAGGUAACUCUGUUGAGCUCUAUCAGCGGAAGUCAACACUGAAACUAGCGAAAGCUAUGAUGGCGGGUGUUCUAACUGGCAAGUCAUGGAGAGAAUUUCUAGCGAAAAACUAUCAUCUUCCCGCUGCAUUUGAUCGACAGCAUGCAGCUCAUGAAAUUAGUACACCGAUGUGCAUCAGUCUCAAAUCUGUUGUUGGCCUUUUAAAUCCACAACCUCAGAACAGAACAGAAUAUCAGCUUUCAGUCUGCCUUUAUGAUGUUGGAUUUAGAUUAUUCUUUGGGCGCCAGUGGUUUGGGCCAGUCAUGGUAGGACAUGGUAAUGACAGCAUCAAAUUACAUUAUAAUCAGAAUGCAUACUUUCACACAAGCCUUUGUAAUACCAGCAUCAUAUUGGUUGUGGAAGUAAUAGCACAUACCAUUGCACCUGAUGGGAAUCCAAGGAAAGUGGGAUGUGGAUGGAGUAUUAUAAGACCAUUUACUGGUGAUGGGAAUUUGCCAGAUGCAUCUCGUGGUAUGGCUCCACCAACCUUGAAGGUAGAGAUGUAUCAUGGUACUCCCAGGGCAUUGCUUUUCAUGGAUGAACCUAUAGAAGCCAAUCAACUUUUGAAACCUAUUGCCAGCUGCCACUUGAUAUACUCUGUAGGUUCACACAAGGCUAUGCUGACGAUCAUACAUCUGCUACCUGAAAAUGUCAUUGUUGGUAACAAUACAGUUGUCCCUGGCAUUGAAGACAAACCAAAUGAAGACCGGUUCCAGAAACCUCAGCUGCGCCAGCAAGUAUCAUUUGGGCUUGAUGGCCUUGUGGUUCACCUCCAGCCAAACUUGGAGCGUUUUGAGGAGGAGCUGUGCGAACUGCUCAGUGAAGAUCGUGCCAACCGUGAGAACCGUUCUCAAGGGUCCACUAGGAUUGCUGUAGUGGAGAGAAGAUUACAUGUGGGAGUUCAUAAUGGAUGGACAUUUACAGACAAACCACAGACUUUUCAUCUGGAACCCCUUGCAGGGUCCAGCAUUGAUUCCAUCACUGGAGAUGACAGCCAGCGUAGGCCCACAGCCAGUCCUUCAUUUAGGCGUGCCAUUCAAUACCACAUCCGACGCAACAGUCAGCCCUUGACGGAGAGUGGCAGAAAUACUGGCAGCAGUGCUCUUGUGCUGAAGAGUCAAAUCCACCUGACUGAGGUGAUAGAGGACCCAAUGUUUGCUGUGGUCUUUCAGCUGGAAUAUGUCAUCAGUGAAUCACUCUCUGAUGUAGACAGAAAGGUAUCUCAUAGUUUGGCAAGAGCACACACUCGAACCAUCUCGGUGCGCUGGACUGCCUGGAACCCUUUCUUGCACUCCAGCACACCAGAAAUCAGUGUGGCACUGACAGGAGGGACAAAACGGGCCCCAGAUGAUAGCUUUGUUUACAAACUACCAGAUACCGAAAUGCAGGACCUAACAGCAGCCAAGAUUGCAGGGGGCAUCCUAGCUUUUAGAUGGACAAGGGGUGCUAAGGGGGAGUACCUGACUGUGCCACAGAUAUCAUUUUCCCAUGGCUCAAUGCUGUCCAUUCACAGCAGUGAGGCCAAUGAAGACAUUAUACUUGAUGCAAGUCGGAUGUCUUUGAGCAGUGGGCAUAAACCACCUAGUGGCAAACCACGAACACCACGAGAGAGUGUUGCACAGCAACAAAUGAUGCAACAGCAGCAACAGAUGCUUGCAGCAGCAGGCAUGAUGUACCCUCAGACCGGGGUGCAAGGCAUAAUGUAUCCACCAGCUGGAAUGCCACUAGCCUAUCCCUUUGCUGGCUUUGGCCCACCUCCAAUCUCUAUGCAAAUGGCUUAUGCACCCCAGGCUUUCAGAGAGGGUCCAGUGUCAGAGAUGAGAGACUUGCCUUUCACUCAAGUCCAUCAACCUGUUGUCACAUUCCCACCUCCAGUCCAAAGCAAAGGCCUUUCCCGUGCAGCAUAUGCUCAGCUUUAUUCAGCUGGGUUUCCUCUAAUACUUGAUCGUAAUGGGGAGCCACCAGAGAUCUUGGAUCCAAACAUCCCACCAAGUGUCAACCUAGCUAAGAAAAUUGAUCCCCUGCAGGCAAAUGAAAUCAUCUUCCAGUUCCUGGCAUUUUCAAAAGAUCUAUCUGGCAGGUCACUUCAAACUGGGCCAGGCACUGUGUUUUUUUCCUUCCAGUUUUAUCGUUACCCUCAAGUCACCACUGAAAGGUUGCUGUUGUCUCAGCCAGCCAGCCAGCUUGUCAGCAACACUUCCAACAUGCCCUUUAUCCUUCAGAAACUUGACCGUGACGGCUCAUUGCUGAAAGGUCCACCAGGCCUGGAGGUGAAGUAUUAUCUGGACCCACUGUUCAUGAAACCGGGAGAGGUCAGCAUGUUUUUGUCACACCUGACUCGGCAAGUUUUGCAUAUUGAUGUCUGGGAUGGGGAUUCUCUUCUUCUCAUAGGCUCUUGCAGUGUUGACAUGAAGUACCUUUGUCGGGGGGGUAAUGAAGCAGUGCAAGCCACGUUUGAGUUGGACGUGGUGGUGUCAGACCAGACAGAAGACAGUACAGGCCUGACAGGAGACUUGCAACGAGGGGGCAGCGUCAGGCCAGUCAGCACCCAGCACAAGACAUGCGGAAAGCUUCACCUUCGCAUUGCCAACAUUGGCCAUCCUGUAGACAACAGGAAGGCAGCUGAUAUGCAACCUAUCCCAUCAAAAUCUCAAGUGAUUGUAUCACAAACAGCGGCAAACUCUGCUUUCAAAGGAGGGAAGUCUGGGACACUCCCACCUCCAGCAGGCACAAAGAAAGCUCGUGUGGCAAGGGCACAGCCUCUGUCUGACAUCGGUGAAGUUGCUUCCUUGUUGCUAUCCAACCAGAAGCGGAAGGAGGCUCAAGAAGAUACUGAACCUGUCCGAGAAAGUGAUGCAGAACGACAUCGCCGGCUUGCUCGCAUGAAGGCAUUGAAAGCUGCUAACCAGGAGCCUGAGACGACAACCACUAUACUAAGCUAUAAAAAAGAGAAGACAGAACGCAUACGAGACUUCAAAACCUUGGAAAUUUACAGGCACCAGACAAAACAUGAAGGCAUCCUGACUAUGCUCAGUCAAAAUAUUACCACGGAACAUGCUAUUUUCCCAUCCUUUGCUACUGCUGAGUUCUUUGAAUUUGUCCUACGAAAUCCAUACAACCAGGACCAGUGCUUAACAAUACAGUGGGAGGACAAGGAUCUUAGGGUGGUCACUGAUGCACGCGAGUGGCGGUACUUUAAGCAGUUCUGUGGCCUUGCAACACCUUUGGAGGAGGGUAUGUUCAGCACUCAGUCUACAUCAGAUACACCCCAGCUUUUUCUGCGCCCUAAGGAGACUGUUCACAUCCCCUUCAAAUACAAAGUUUUCAGGCAGACCACUCUGUCAUGCCCCAGGGACCAUCCGAUCCAUUUGAUAAGUCCAAGACAACAGAAAGAUCCUUUCUGCACUCAGAAGGUGCCAUGCAGUCCAAGACUAUCAAGGUGAAAUUUCUGACUGAGGAUGGGCGGCCGAUGGCUGUACUGAAGUUGCAGGUGGAGCCACAACCACAUAUCAUUGAUCAGACAUUCAGGUUCCACCAUCCAGAGAACUCCUUCCUUAAGAAGUCCAUUCGCUUGCCAC